AUGGGGAUGUCUACUACUGAUCAGCCUUGGGGGUGUCUGAAUUCUAGCAGCAACAUAACUUCAAAACCAAGUAGAAACAGUUCUUCUCAUCCUAGAGCUCCUGUAGAGGUUGUUUCUUCGGCUCAAGUUAAUUUUCUGCGGCACUUUAAAAGAUUUGACACUGUUGAGGAUUUCUCAGAUCAUCACUAUGUUUCUAAGGGGAAUGCUUCGAAGCAGCACUCAAAGACUUGGGUGAAAAAGGUUCAAGUAGAUUGGAAGAUAUUUCUUGAGAAUAAUUUGCCAGAGACGAUAUCUGUGCGAGCUUGUGAAUCAAGAAUGUAUCUUAUGAGAGCUGUAAUUAUUGGAGCAGAGGGGACUCCUUAUCAUGACGGUCUUUUCUUUUUUGAUAUUCACUUCCCUGAUAACUAUCCUUCAGUGCCACCAAUGGUUCAUUACCAUUCUGGUGGGCUUAGAAUCAACCCAAAUCUAUACAGCUCUGGUAAAGUAUGCUUGAGUCUUCUCGGUACCUGGAAUGGUAACCCGAGGGAGCAAUGGCUACCACAGGAGUCCACCAUGUUACAGCUUCUCGUCUCAAUCCAAGCACUCAUCUUGAAUCAAAAACCAUACUUUAACGAACCUGCCUACGAGCGGACCAAGGGGACUCCAUCAGGCGAGGCUUAUUCCAAAGUUUACAGUGAGAACGUAUACAUAUCGUCAUUAAGAACGAUGGUUUACGGCAUGAGAAAACCACCAAAGCACUUUGAAGAGUUUGUUCGUAGCCAUUACUUUGAGCGGGCUCACGAUAUUUUGAAAGCAGCCAAUGGUUAUAUAGACGGUGCUCCUGUUUGUUCCAUAGUUAAAGGAACUAGCCAGGUCGAGUCCAUGAAAUUUAGGACCGAAGUGGCUGUCUUUAUGAAGACAGUUGUGGAUGAGUUCGUUAAACUAGGAGUCAAUGAGCUUGAAGAUAUACCGGAACAACCACCUGUCAUUCAUACUGACACAUCGAGGUAA
Molecule: messenger RNA, 990 nt
Organism: Brassica napus (rape)
Lineage: Eukaryota; Viridiplantae; Streptophyta; Magnoliopsida; Brassicales; Brassicaceae
Product: putative ubiquitin-conjugating enzyme E2 38
Exons: 5
Coding region: 1-990 (329 amino acids)
Molecular function (GO): ubiquitin conjugating enzyme activity
Source: RefSeq, a predicted model, not a curated record